This is a messenger RNA of Fibroporia radiculosa, 1509 nucleotides long. RefSeq lists its product as uncharacterized. NCBI's taxonomy places the organism in Eukaryota, Fungi, Basidiomycota, Agaricomycetes, Polyporales, Fibroporiaceae. Bases 1 to 1509 code for a protein of 502 amino acids. Gene Ontology annotation, molecular function: acetyltransferase activity. Gene Ontology annotation, biological process: mycotoxin biosynthetic process. The transcript is spliced from 5 exons. The record is from RefSeq and is a predicted model, not a curated record.
AUGACCAUAGACUUCACAAGGUUUGAGUGGAAGGUAGCCCCAGAUGGUUCUUUCAGCCGCGAGGCCGCUGCCGGCGAGCUCAUGGAAAUUAUCUGGAGGGGGCUUGAUCUUGGGGACUACGUAUUGAUAUUCACAGCGGAGCUCUCGUUCUCGAACGCGCUUCCACUUCCCGAGCUCCUCAAGUGUAUGCGGGAUGCAUGGAUGGCACUGCGGUUCGAUGUGCCGACAAUCGCUGCGCACACUGUGUACGACAACGAUGGCAACAUUCACAUUGUCUACAAGCCUGUAGGGAGCGCGAACGAAGCCAAAGCGUGGGCUUCAAGCACCGUUCGUCUGCAGGAGGAUUUUGCAGAUGUCGAAGACUUCCGGCACUCGCUCUCAUGCAAGCCCAUCAGAGAUGAUAAUGGAGACCAGACGUUCUUGUACGUCUUGCCGCACCAAGCAUCGAACAAGACGUGUAGCAUCCUCCUACACACGUCGCAUAUAACAUUCGACACCAAGGGGCUCCAGGCCGUGUUCACGCAAUUCAUGAAGAAGCUUGUCACAUUCAUGUCCACCCCUCCUCGCGAGCCGGGGCAAGAAUUGGAUUGGGGAACCGAAGCGCGGAAUCUUCUCCCAUCGCCCUACGGCAUAUUGUGCUCAGAAGAAAUCCGUGAAGGACCCGUAUACGACGGGACGUUCAUGAGCGUGAUCACUGACCUUGUGGAAUCUAAGAAGCGUGAACAUGGAUUCAAGCCACGAAUCUCAGGCCGUUUCCCUCUAGAAACCAAGAGGGCCACAGCGACCCUCACGGAAGCAGAAAGCCAGCGGCUUUUCGGCGCUAUCGAACCUUCCUCUCGACCUGUACUGAUACGCAUAUCAGGUCAUGCGGCCGUCACCCUAGUCUGCGCAGAAGACAACCCUGUGCCUGAAGACAAACGCGAGACCGCCGUGUUCGCAUAUUCACAGAUGAUGGACACCCGCCCACGCCUGCGGCAGCCAUACAAUGAGCGCGACCAGUACCCAGGCUUCUGCCUCGGCGUUUCCCCUCUCCUCAUUCCAGCUUCUGUUGUAUACGAUCCUGCGGUCAAUGACACUAAAGGCCGCCUCCUCCGCGUCGCACAUGCCACGAAAGACGAGUACUUGAGACAGAAGGCAUACAAAUCGCUCUUGGCGAUCAGCCCAGCGUCGACAGAAGUAAUGAUCAAUGCCUUCAGGCAGAACACACCGACAAGUUUUGUAGCAGUACCAUGGUACUCUGGUGACGGCAGGGGGGAAUUGUACCUGGAUCCCACGUACCCAGAUUCCAACGGGAGCACACUGGUGGAGAUCACCAGUUUCGUUACCUCCGUCAACAAGUUUGACCCCGGACCAUUUUUCCGCGUAUGGUCGUGGAGAGAUCGUCUUACGAUUAGCGCGGACUAUAACCCACGCUCAAUGCCUCAGGAUAUCGUAGAAGGGUUUGUGAAACGAUGGGUAGAGUUGGUGUCUCUCCUAAUUCAUGAUCAUACCGCUGGCGAGGAUCCAUAG